GCUGCUAUUCAUCGGCGGGCAGGUGGCAGAUGACAGCGAUGGGCAUGGGAUCGGAGCAUGCCUAGCCGGGGAGGGCUCCAGCAAUGGAGCUAUGGGGGAUCGUUGGCUGCUCCCUGGUGGUGCUGAUGAUCGUGGCUGCGCUGCUGUCCAACGGCGUGGUGCUGAUCUGCUUCCUGAGCUGCUCUGACAUCCGCGGCCAGGUCCCGGGCUUGUUCACACUCAACCUGACCCUCUGCAACCUGCUGCUCACUGUCAUCAACAUGCCACUGACCCUGGUUGGGGUCGCCCGUGGCCACCAUCCCGGGGGCGAGGGUCUGUGCAGGGCUGUGGGCUUCUUGGAAACUUUCCUGACCAGUAACUCCAUGCUGAGCAUGGCCGCCCUGAGCAUUGACCGCUGGGUGGCCGUGGUUUUCCCUCUAAACUAUCACUCUAAGAUGAGGUACCAGGAUGCUGCCCUCAUCCUCCUCUACUGCUGGAUCCACUCCCUGUCCUUCCCCACCGUGGCCCUGUGCCUCUCCUGGGUGGGCUUCCACCAGGUGUAUGGUUCCUGCACCCUCUACAACAAAGAACCCGAGGAAAGAGACUCCUUCAUGGCUUUCAUUGUGCUUUUCCACCUGCUCAGCUACCUGCUGUCCUUCCUGGUACUGUGUGUCACCUACCUGCAGGUGCUGAAGGUAGCCCGUUCCCAUUGCAGGAGGAUUGAUGUGAUCACAAUGCAGACUCUGGUGCUCUUGGUGGACCUGCACCCCAGUGUGAGGCAGAGAUGUCUGGAGGAGCAGAAGAGGAGAAGGCAAAGAGCCACCAAGAAAAUCAUCACAUUUAUUGGAACGUUUCUGCUUUGUUUUACUCCAUAUGUAGUCACCAGGCUGGUCGAGAUUUCCUCCGCUACCACCAUAAGUCCUCAGUGGGGCAUCAUAAGUCGAUAUUUGGCCUACAGUAAGGCUUUGUCGGAUCCAUUUGUGUAUUGCUUAUUACGGAACCAGUAUAAGAGCUGCUGUCGAGACAUAGUCAACAAACUUUUGAAACGCAGCUCUGGCAAUUCCUCUGCUGGAAGGGUCAACUCUUAUGUGGGACAUUUGGUGCCAGCCACCUCCGAAUAAAUAACCUCAUGGAACUACAAAAAUCCUCUUUGCCAGGCAGGCACAUGUCCAGUUCCUGACAAAAAUGAGAACUACUGUAAAUGGGAUAUAAUCUCUCUUUCAUGUUUCUGUAAUUUAUUGCCUUAAUUUAUUUUUUAAAAGUGUGUGCUCCUUUAGGAAAAGGACCUCUCUGUGGAAUAUCAGUCUCAGACCCCUGACCUGUUUUCAGACCACCAUAGAAUAAUGUCCCAGACUCGUAUACCAGGAUAUACAGAACACAAGCACUGAUCAAUAAUACAGAUCUGCCUACUGGUACAAAUUCCAUUCAUUUAUGGAUCUGUCUCUGCAGGUACUGUCUACUACUUUACUCAGAACCUUUGAUGACUCUGAUAAUGUUGCCUGUUGACAAUCGUAUAUGUGAGUAAAGGUCACCAUUUGCUCAAAAUAUGUAUCUUGUGGAGUUUGAUAUUAA
Molecule: messenger RNA, 1551 nt
Organism: Nanorana parkeri
Lineage: Eukaryota; Metazoa; Chordata; Amphibia; Anura; Dicroglossidae
Gene: GPR26
Product: G protein-coupled receptor 26
Exons: 3
Coding region: 84-1100 (338 amino acids)
Biological process (GO): adenylate cyclase-activating G protein-coupled receptor signaling pathway
Cellular component (GO): membrane
Molecular function (GO): G protein-coupled receptor activity
Source: RefSeq, a predicted model, not a curated record